AUGGCCCCAUCCCCCUGUAUCAUGAUGAAUCCUGGGCAGGGGUCGCCGUCCCAAGACGCCAAACAGCUGCAUGAAAAAGAGGAGACGGACACGGAGGGAGAGGAACUUCAGCCGAAAGACAUGACCACCGAGAAAGGAUACAAACUCCAGCGGAGCAGCCUCCCGUUUAGCGUCGAGUCGUUGAUUUCCAAGAAGACCACCUGUCGGACUUCUUAUUCCCCCUCAGAUUUAGCUCUGGUCCUGCCGAAGCAGGGCGGCGCGCAGUUCUCUCCAAGGACUCUUUACGCGGAGAGGAAGGUCUCCGCGGAGAGCUCGCAGGGUGUUUCCAGUAGCUCCAGCGAGGACAGUCCACAGUUCUGCGAGAAAGAUCAGAGCACUUGGUUCCAGACGUCCUCCUUUUCGCCUCCGCCUCGGAGCUCAAGUCCAACUCCGUGUACUUUAAGGAAACACAAAAACAACAGGAAACCUCGCACGCCCUUCACUACCUCCCAGUUGCUGGCGCUGGAGCGCAAGUUCCGCCAGAAGCAGUACCUCUCCAUCGCCGAGAGAGCCGAGUUCUCCAACUCUCUCAACCUGACGGAGACUCAGGUGAAAAUCUGGUUUCAGAACAGGAGGGCCAAAGCCAAGAGACUGCAGGAGGCCGAGCUGGAAAAGUUUAAACUGGCCUCCAAGCCCGUCCUGCCCGCUUUUGCGCUGCCGUUCCCCCUCGGAGCGCACAUGGGGUCUCCGACAUGGGGCCCGUCUAGCGCCUUCCCGAGGCCCAGUCUGCCGGUCCCAGGACUGUUCAGUGGACCCGUCACUUAUGGGAUGUACUAUUUGUCUUAG
Molecule: messenger RNA, 825 nt
Organism: Chelmon rostratus (copperband butterflyfish)
Lineage: Eukaryota; Metazoa; Chordata; Actinopteri; Chaetodontiformes; Chaetodontidae
Product: homeobox protein MSH-C-like
Exons: 2
Coding region: 1-825 (274 amino acids)
Biological process (GO): embryonic morphogenesis; regulation of transcription by RNA polymerase II
Cellular component (GO): nucleus
Molecular function (GO): RNA polymerase II transcription regulatory region sequence-specific DNA binding; DNA-binding transcription factor activity, RNA polymerase II-specific
Source: RefSeq, a predicted model, not a curated record